AUGUUUCAAUCAAUUCGAUUCUCUUCUCGCCUACCAGCUCGUCUGGUCAGGUGGAAUUCCACUGGUCCUGUUCUGCCACCCUUGAUGGCUACUCUGCGGACUGACCUGAAAACUGCCAUGAGAGCGAAGGACACUACAAGACUUAAUGUAUUGCGCGCUUUGAUCUCCGAGACCAACAAUGCCGCCAAAUCUGCCUCCCCGAUCCAAACAGACAUUCAACUCUUGUCGCUGAUCCGGAAACGCUUGAAUGCGUCCAAGGAUGCAGCUAAAGAGUUCGAGGCCGCAGAGAGACCCGAUCUCAAGGAGAUGGAAGAUGCGCAAGUUGUAGUUUUGGAGGAAUACGCUGGUCAGGUCAAGACUCUCCCUGUGGCCGAGAUCAAGGAAGUGGUUGUCAACGAGAUCACUUCGAUGAUCAACGCUGGUACAAAACCCAACCAAGGAACAAUUCUCAAGGCUCUUUUCGCCGCUGGCGGUCCGCUGGACGGCAAGCCUGUUGACCGCAAAGAGGUUGCUACAGAGGUCAAGAACGCGCUCGAAUGA
Penicillium soppii is the source of this 540-nucleotide messenger RNA. RefSeq lists its product as uncharacterized. Gene Ontology annotation, molecular function: carbon-nitrogen ligase activity, with glutamine as amido-N-donor. The transcript has 2 exons. Gene Ontology annotation, cellular component: mitochondrion. The record is from RefSeq and is a predicted model, not a curated record. Lineage: Eukaryota; Fungi; Ascomycota; Eurotiomycetes; Eurotiales; Aspergillaceae. Bases 1 to 540 code for a protein of 179 amino acids.